AUGGACGGAGGACUGUACAAUCCUCUAACUGUCGAAGAAGUUUUUAGAGAUUUCUUGGGUCGUCGAACUGGCCUUAUCAAAGCACUGACAACAGACGUUGAAGAAUUUUACCAGCAGUGCGAUCCUGAGAAGGAGAAUUUGUGCUUGUACGGGCUUCCUAACGAGCUGUGGGAGGUUAACUUGCCUGCUGAAGAAGUACCUCCAGAACUCCCUGAGCCUGCUCUGGGCAUCAACUUUGCUAGAGAUGGGAUGCAAGAAAAAGACUGGUUAACUCUAGUUGCAGUCCACAGUGAUGCUUGGUUGCUGUCAACAGCUUUUUAUUUUGGUUCUAGAUUUGGAUUCGAUAAAGCUGACAGGAAGCGACUUUUCAACAUGAUCAAUGAUCUUCCCACAGUAUUUGAAGUUGUGACUGGUGCUGCGAAGAAACAGCAGAAAGAGAAAUCUUCAGUCUCGAAUCACAGUAUCAACAAAUCCAAGUCAAACUCUAAAUCACGAGCAUCUGAAUCUCAGGGAAAAAUUUCGAAGUCAGAGCCAAAAGAUGAAGAUGAGGGCUUGGACGAGGAAGAAGAUGACGAACAUGGUGAGACGCUUUGUGGUGCCUGUGGUGAGAACUAUGCAUCAGAUGAAUUUUGGAUAUGCUGUGAUUUAUGUGAGAAGUGGUUCCACGGCAAGUGCGUGAAGAUUACGCCAGCUAGAGCCGAGCAUAUCAAGCAGUACAAGUGUCCGUCAUGCAGUAACAAGAGGGCCCGUGCUUGA
Molecule: messenger RNA, 756 nt
Organism: Fraxinus pennsylvanica
Lineage: Eukaryota; Viridiplantae; Streptophyta; Magnoliopsida; Lamiales; Oleaceae
Source: the annotation of a GenBank genome assembly